This is a messenger RNA of Drosophila serrata, 2255 nucleotides long. RefSeq names its product putative divalent cation/proton antiporter TMEM165. Gene Ontology annotation, cellular component: Golgi apparatus. Gene Ontology annotation, molecular function: manganese ion transmembrane transporter activity; calcium ion transmembrane transporter activity. Gene Ontology annotation, biological process: calcium ion transmembrane transport; Golgi calcium ion homeostasis; manganese ion transmembrane transport. NCBI's taxonomy places the organism in Eukaryota, Metazoa, Arthropoda, Insecta, Diptera, Drosophilidae. The record is from RefSeq and is a predicted model, not a curated record.
AUCAUUUUUAUAACUACCAUAGGAUAUGGUGAUCAGGCCUGUUCGGAUGUUUACAUUAUAUAAAGAAGACUAUAGUCAUUCGCUAGUAACGGACACGUAACUACACUAAAGAUUAAAGUACAGCGGAUAUUCCGAGAACAGUUGCAUGAGGCAGGCCUAGAGGAACCACCGUUCCCACUCACAGACAGCACCAAGAUGUCACAAAAUCAAUCCUACUUCUGGCAGACAACCAGACACAACGUAUACCUGAAGCGCUCAGCCAAAUGGCACAUGGCUUUGGCCCUGAUGGUGGUGCUCACAUUCGGCACGAUCUGUGCGGCGGAAGCGCAGCCGGAUGGCGACGAUAAUGCAGUCAUUCAAUCUGGAAUACAGAACGACUUGGACAUGCCAGUGGAUAUAAACAAGCCCACGGACCUGAGCAAUUUAGCGGAUAAACAAAAGGAAUCUACUGAACGGUCGAAAUCGAAGGGAACCUUUAUCGAUGCGUUCACCGCAUCGAUCUCUGUUAUCCUAUUAACAGAGCUAGGCGAUAAGACUUUCUUUAUAGCUGCCAUAAUGGCCAUGCGCCAUCCGCGUUUGAUUGUCUUUGGCGGUGCCAUCGCCGCCUUGGCCCUUAUGACGGUACUCUCAUGCGUAUUUGGCAUGGCAGCUAACUUUAUUCCUAAGAUUUAUACGUAUUAUAUCUCAACUGCAUUAUUUUUAAUAUUCGGCUUAAAAAUGCUGUACGAUGGCUACAAAAUGAAACCAACCGAUGCUCAGGAGGAGCUGGAAGAGGUUCAAACAGAUUUGCGCAAGCGCGAGGACGAAUUGCUGCGGAAGGCCAGCAGAAAAUACGAGGAUGCGGAGGCCAAGCGGAAGAAUAGCAACUCGGACAAGGAGGAUGCCAGCGAGCAGGCUCUCAUCCAUGGCCGCAACAACUCCAUUUCCAUCGCAGCCGCAGCAGCCACUUCCACUGGCGACUCCGACAUGCAGCAUCGCCAGCGAAAGCAGCGCAGCCACAACAACAAUAACACCCUUUCUAAUAGUAAGCAAAAUAGCUGUGAUAAAGCUGGCACCGAUGAUGAGCCGGAUCGGGAUCAACACGAGUCCGAGGUGUUCUUAAAAGAGGGCGGACGCAUUGUCGAGCAGCUCAAGAUGAAGACCUACCACAGUAGCCCGGCCCACUCGGCGGCAUCAUCGAACCAGACCGAACAAACCAACUCCAUGGCCGCUUCAACCACCACCGUCGAUGCCGCCCAGCUGGCUGGGCAUCCCACCGAUCCAUCCGCGGGUGGCGGAAGUCAGGAGCCCCGAGCCCCGCUGGCCGGACACGACAGUAUGCAUAGCCUCAACGGAAGCCUGAACGGGGACUCGAACGGACCGUCUAAUGGCGCCCUCAAAGCACGGCUGGACCGUGAUGUGAACGCUGCCCUGGUUAACGACGCCGAGAGCGGCCGUCGUCGUCCACAAAAACGCGGCGCCACCUACUUCACCAUGCGCAUCUUGGCCCAGGCCUUCACAAUGACCUUCCUGGCCGAGUGGGGCGACCGCUCCCAACUGACCACUAUUAUUCUCGCAGCCAGCAAGGACGUCUAUGGCGUUAUAGCUGGCGGUAUUAUUGGCCACUGCAUCUGCACUGGCCUGGCUGUGAUUGGAGGUCGUCUAGUGGCUUCCAAAAUCUCUGUGCGCACUGUCACCAUUGUGGGUGGCAUUGUGUUCAUCGGCUUUGCCAUCUACGCUGUCGCCAUGCCCCCGGAUGACAUCUAGACAGCAAGCCAUGGAACUCUAGAGGAGAUUGCCCAGUUGACGACCCCACAAUAUUCGAAGAUUUAGUUGUAGUCCAAUGUUUUCGUUUGAGGAGCACCCAGGCAUAAUGGGUGGGAUUGUAUUGAUGAAUUUAAAAGAGAAGAUGGUGGAUCCACAUGUAUUUAUGAUAUCUUGCUUGCCAAACAACUAUAGGAAACCACACAAAUUAAGGGAAGAAAACAAAAGUGCCUUCUGUGCUUUUCACCUCGGCCAUGACAUACAAAUUUAGCUUAUCCAAUUCCUAUCCAAUCGUUUAGUUUUGUCUUGAUCUAUUCGCCCAGCUUUCGGUUUUGUGCUAAGUAUUAAAGAUGACUGUACAUAUGUACAUACAUAAGUGUGCUAGUAAGACCAGGUUGCCUCGAAGCUCCUCAAAAUUGAAAUAACAUCCUUUUUUGCAUAUUUCUUUACGUAGAAGCAGUGUUUACUUAAUGGAAGCAUCCCAAAAUAAAACUUUGUAAAUUUUUAUUAUU